UCCAUUUGUUUGUAUUAAUGAUUUAGUAGCCGUCUUGCCUGAAAACUUCCACCGUGAGUGACUGCCGUGGGUUUUCAGGCAGUCAGUGACCUUAAAGGUCCUGCAAGCUCCGUGAGUGCCAAGCAGUGAAUUAUGGGCUGGGUAUCCACCAGUGCAUCAUGAAGAUUGACUUUAUUUUUGCCCUCUUGAAGUUCACGUGCUUUAUGAAUUCACUCUCUAUUCUAUCUCACUGCCAUCUUCGUCAAUAUUGUCACCACUUCUAGAAAACAAGAAUUUUAGGCUUGGGCUUUGGCUCUCCCUUUCCUUCCUCCUGGAACACCAGUGUCACCUUUGUGUUCUACCAAAACAAAUCACUGUAGGUUAUUUUGCCCUUCAGAGAAGUACACCCUCUGGAGAAGUCACUUCAUGUACCCUGUACUUCUGAGAUAGAAGCCUCUGGUUCCUAAGGAUAAUUGAGAUCUUUCCUUGGGAGGAGACACUUCCUCUUGGUCACUUUCCACUUACUCUCCUGUUCUCUGUCACUCCCUCUGCUCUUCUUCUCUUCCUUUUGGAUUUAACAUUUGGUGUUGACUGCUGGGGUUCUUCUCCCAGUAGUGUGGCUUCUUUUUUUCUCCUAGGGAAGAGCAGAUUCUUGAAACAAUGGGCUUCACUCUGCAUUCUAUCUACUUCACCUUGAAGGUGAGUUUGCUGCUGGGCUCCUUGCUGGGUUUCUGUUUGGGUCUGGAGUUCAUGGGCAUCCCCAACCAGUGGGCCCGCUACCUCCGCUGGGAUGCCAGCACUAGGAGCGAACUCAGCUUCCAGUUCAAGACCAAUGUCUCUGCGGGGCUGCUUCUCUAUUUUGAUGAUGGUGGUGUCUGUGACUUCCUCUGCGUGUCCCUGGUUGAUGGGCGCAUCCAGCUGCAGUUCAGUGUGGACUGUGCGGAGACGGCAGUGGUCACAGACAAGCAGGUGAACGACAGCAGCUGGCACUUCCUGAUGGUCAGCCGCAACCACCUGCGGACCGUGCUGGUGCUGGACGGCGAGGCCAAGCCCGCGGAGGUGCGUCCGCAGCGCCAGUAUAUGAACAUCGUCAGUGACCUCUUCAUUGGGGGAGUGCCCCUGGACAUCCGUCCUGCUGCCUUGACUCUUGAUGGUGUUCUGAGUGAGCCUCCAUUUCAAGGAUUUAUCCUGGAUCUUAAAUAUGGCAAUUCUGAGCCGCAGCUCCUGGGCAGUCAAGGGGUCCGACUGGAAAUGGAAGGACUUUGCUCAGAAAACCCCUGUGAAAAUGGUGGCACUUGCUUCCUUCUGGAUGGCGAGCCACACUGUGACUGCUCAGCCACUGGAUAUGCUGGCAAGCUGUGUUCUGAAGAUGUCAGUCAUAUUCCAGGCUUCUCACACCUGAUGAUGGGUGAACAAGGUAGAAGUAAAGCGCGAGAUGAGAACAUGGCCACUUUCCGUGGCUCCGAGUACCUUUGCUAUGACCUGUCACAAAACCCCAUCCAGAGCAGCAGCGAUGAGAUCACACUCUCCUUCAAGACCUGGCAGCGCAACGGGCUCAUCCUGCACACGGGCAAGUCAGCUGACUACGUCAACCUGGCCCUGAAGGACGGUGCAGUGUCCUUGGUCAUCAACCUGGGGUCUGGGGCCUUUGAGGCCAUUGUGGAGCCGGUCAAUGGCAAGUUCAAUGACAACGCGUGGCACGACGUUAAGGUGACACGCAACCUGCGGCAGGUGACAAUCUCUGUGGAUGGCAUCCUUACCACCACGGGCUACACACAGGAGGACUACACCAUGCUGGGCUCAGAUGACUUCUUUUACGUGGGAGGGAGCCCCAGUACUGCUGACUUACCUGGGUCUCCAGUAAGCAAUAAUUUCAUGGGCUGCCUCAAAGAGGUUGUUUAUAAGAAUAAUGACAUUCGUCUGGAGCUGUCUCGCCUGGCACGGAUUGGUGAUACUAAGAUGAAGAUCUAUGGGGAAGUGAAAUUCAUAUGUGAAAAUGUGGCUACACUGGACCCCAUCAGCUUCGAGACACCUGAGGCCUAUAUUAGUCUGCCUAAAUGGAAUACCAAGAGGAUGGGCUCCAUCUCAUUUGAUUUUCGAACCACUGAACCCAAUGGACUGAUCCUUUUCACCCACGGCAAGCCUCAGGAGAGGAAAGAUACCAGAAGCCAGAAAAAUACAAAGGUAGACUUUUUUGCAGUUGAGCUUCUAGAUGGAAACCUCUACUUGCUGCUGGACAUGGGCUCUGGGACCAUUAAAGUCAAGGCCACCCAGAAGAAAGCCAAUGAUGGAGAGUGGUAUCAUGUAGAUAUUCAACGAGAUGGAAGAUCGGGUACCAUAUCAGUGAACAGCCGACGCACGCCGUUCACCGCUAGUGGGGAGAGUGAGAUCCUGGAUCUGGAAGGUGACAUGUACCUGGGUGGGCUGCCAGAGAACCGGGCAGGACUCAUCCUUCCCACAGAGCUCUGGACAGCAAUGCUGAACUACGGCUACGUGGGCUGUAUCCGAGACUUGUUCAUUGAUGGCCGAAGCAAGAACAUCCGGCAGCUGGCAGAGGCGCAGAAUGCCGCCGGGGUCAAGUCCUCCUGCUCCCGCCUCAGCACCAAGCAGUGUGACAGCUACCCCUGUAAGAACAAUGCAGUCUGCAAGGAUGGCUGGAACCGCUUCAUUUGUGACUGCACUGGCACUGGCUACUGGGGUAGAACAUGUGAGCGAGAGGCCUCUAUCUUGAGCUAUGAUGGCAGCAUGUACAUGAAGAUCAUCAUGCCAAUGGUUAUGCACACAGAAGCAGAGGAUGUGUCCUUCCGUUUCAUGUCCCAGCGUGCCUAUGGGCUGCUGAUGGCAACCACAUCCCGGGACUCCGCUGACACUCUGCGCCUGGAGCUGGAUGGAGGCCGGGUCAAACUCAUGGUCAAUUUAGACUGUAUCAGGAUAAACUGUAACGCCAGCAAGGGACCUGAAACUCUUUAUGCUGGGCAGAAACUCAAUGACAAUGAGUGGCACACUGUCCGGGUGGUGCGGCGAGGAAAGAGCCUCAAGCUCAUCGUGGAUGAUGAUGUUGCUGAGGGCACAAUGGUUGGUGAUCACACCCGCUUGGAGUUCCACAACAUCGAGACAGGGAUUAUGACAGAGAAGCGCUACAUCUCCGUCAUCCCCUCCAGCUUCAUCGGGCACCUGCAGAGCCUCAUGUUCAAUGGGAUGCUCUACAUCGACCUGUGCAAGAACGGCGACAUUGACUACUGCGAGCUGAAGGCACGCUUUGGGCUCCGCAACAUUAUAGCUGACCCUGUCACGUUCAAGACUAAGAGCAGCUACUUAAGCUUGGCCACCUUGCAGGCUUAUACAUCCAUGCACCUCUUCUUUCAGUUCAAGACCACCUCAGCUGAUGGUUUCAUCCUCUUUAACAGUGGUGAUGGCAAUGACUUUAUCGCAGUUGAACUAGUCAAGGGGUAUAUACACUACGUGUUUGACCUUGGAAAUGGACCUAAUGUUAUCAAAGGCAACAGUGAUCGUCCUCUGAAUGACAACCAGUGGCACAAUGUUGUCAUUACCAGAGAUAACAGUAACACACACAGCUUAAAAGUGGACACCAAGGUGGUCACUCAGGUUAUCAACGGUGCCAAAAAUCUGGAUCUUAAAGGUGAUCUCUACAUUGCUGGCCUGGCUCAAGGCAUGUAUAGCAACCUCCCGAAGCUUGUGGCCUCUCGUGAUGGAUUUCAGGGCUGUCUGGCAUCUGUAGACCUGAAUGGGCGUCUGCCUGACCUUAUCAACGAUGCUCUGCACCGCAGUGGGCAGAUUGAGCGUGGAUGUGAAGGACCGAGCACUACCUGCCAGGAAGAUUCCUGUGCGAAUCAGGGCAUCUGUAAUCAGCAGUGGGAAGGCUUCACCUGUGAUUGCUCCAUGACUUCAUAUUCUGGGAGCCAGUGUAAUGAUCCUGGUGCCACAUAUAUCUUUGGAAAGAGUGGAGGUCUCAUCCUGUACACCUGGCCAGCUAAUGACAGACCAAGCACGAGGACAGACCGUCUUGCUGUGGGCUUCAGCACAACAGUGAAGGAUGGCAUCCUCGUCCGGAUUGACAGCGCCCCUGGGCUGGGUGACUUUCUGCAGCUGCACAUAGAGCAAGGCAAGAUUGGUGUAGUCUUCAAUAUUGGCACGGUGGACAUCUCUAUUAAAGAGGAAAGCACACCUGUAAAUGAUGGCAAAUACCACGUAGUACGCUUUACCAGGAAUGGUGGCAAUGCAACGCUUCAGGUCGACAGCUGGCCAGUGAAUGAACACUACCCCACAGGCAACACUGAUAGUGAACGGUUCCAAAUGGUAAAACAGAAAAUCCCCUUCAAAUAUAACCGGCCUGUAGAGGAGUGGCUGCAGGAAAAAGGACGACAGUUAACGAUCUUCAACACCCAGGCGCAAAUAGCCAUAGGAGGGAAGGACAGAGGGCGUCUCUUCCAAGGCCAGCUCUCCGGGCUCUAUUACAAUGGCCUGAAAGUGCUGAACAUGGCGGCAGAGAACAACCCCAACAUUAAAAUCAAUGGCAGCGUCCGACUCGUUGGGGAAGUCCCUUCCAUCUUGGGAACAACGCCCACAACAUCGGUGCCACCAGAAAUGUCGACUACAGUCAUGGAAACCACAACCACGAUGGCGACCACUACCACCCGAAAAAAUCGCUCCCCGCCCAGCAUCCAGACAACAGAUGACAUCGUUUCAUCAGCUGAAUGUUCCAGUGAUGAUGAAGAUUUCAUUGACUGUGAACCCAGUACAGGUAAGUCAGGAGGUGAAUUAGUUAUCCCUCUACUUGUAGAAGACCCUUUAGAUAUCCCUCCUAUUGCUACUCGUGCACCUUUCAUUACACUUCCCCCUACCUUUCGCCCCCUCCUCACCAUUAUUGAGACCACCAAAGAUUCCCUGUCCAUGACCUCUGAGGCGGGGUUACCUUGCUUGUCGGACCAAGGCAGCGAUGGUUGUGAUGAUGAUGGCUUGGUGAUAUCUGGGUAUGGCUCAGGGGAAACCUUUGACUCUAACCUACCCCCUACUGAUGAUGAAGAUUUUUACACCACCUUCUCCUUGGUAACAGAUAAGAGUCUUUCCACUUCAAUCUUCGAAGGUGGCUACAAAGCACACGCACCCAAGUGGGAAUCCAAGGACUUUAGACCUAACAAAGUCUCCGAAACUGGUAGGACUACUACCACGUCUUUGUCCCCUGAGCUGAUCCGCUCCACAGCUUCGUCCUCGACUGUGAUGAUUCCCAAAUUGCCAGCCGGCAAAAUGAAUAACCGUGAGCUCAAACCCCAGCCUGACAUAGUCUUGCUUCCGUUGCCCACUGCCUAUGAGCUAGACAGCACAAAGCUGAAGAGCCCGCUAAUCACUUCCCCCAUGUUCCGUAAUGUGCCCACAGCAAACCCCACGGAGCCGGGAAUCAGACGGGUUCCGGGGGCCUCAGAGGUGGUCCGUGAGUCGAGCAGCACAACGGGGAUGGUCGUCGGCAUUGUGGCUGCUGCCGCCCUCUGCAUCCUCAUCCUCCUGUAUGCCAUGUACAAGUACAGGAACAGGGACGAGGGGUCCUAUCAGGUGGACGAGACGCGGAACUACAUCAGCAACUCAGCCCAGAGCAACGGCACGCUCGUGAAGGAGAAGCAGCAGAGCUCAAAGAGCGGCCACAAGAAGCAGAAAAACAAGGACAAAGAGUAUUAUGUGUAAAAAGAAUUAUUAUUUAUAUAUAAAUAUAGAAAUACUUAAUGAGAUUUAACUGAGAUAUCAGAACCAUUGCAGCGAACGAGAUGAUUGGGAGAUAUCGUUUGUGGGAAAAAGUAUUGGGAAAAAAUUUCAGCAGUGACUGUUAAUGUCUAAGUCCUCACUUGGAGUCAGCAAACUUUGCCCUAAUGUAUUAUAAAGCACACUUGGCGUUCUGGAGAUGGCGCACACAGCUCUGCUCUGUUAGUGAACUUGGACAUCUCCAAAUCUCCUCCUCCGCUGAACUUUCUGCAAAGGUAGAAGACUUCAUGGCUUACUUGUUUCAUAUCUCCAAGUGAGUCUUUAACAAUGUUCGUGAUCCCUGACUGUAUCAAUAAUUUUUCAGUUUACUUAUUUAAAAAAAAAAAAAAAAAAAGGGAAAAGAAAAAAUAUAAACAUUAUUAAACAACAAAGAUAUAUUGAACAAACUGAUCUGGCCGUGUCCAGCAUACACAUAACUUUUCGAGAUUGGAGGAGGGGAAUAAAUGAGUUUGGAGAUUGUUGGGUUUUUUGUUUGAUUUUGUUUUGUUUCUUGGGUUGCUUUUUGUUUGGUUUCUUUGGUUACUUUGGGUGAGGGAGGGAAGAGUGGAGUGGAAUGAUGUGGGGGGUGACCCAUGACACGAGAAGAAAUCUCAGAAAAAAAAUCCAUAAUAAAUAAAGAGAGACUAUUGCCGUAUAUGAAUUCAAAAGCUACCCAUGGUGUUUACUCUGCAUAUCUGGUUGUAUUGUCUCUACAAUCCAUCUUCUUGUAGUAAGUUGUUUGCUAACAACGCAGUGACAGUGUCUGAUGAGUGGUGCUGAGGAAAAUUGUCAUGGAAAGCUGGUUCUCUUGGUUCUGGCUCCAGUAUCUGCAAUUGAACUGAAGAGCAGAUGGGUUUGGGUCUGUUCUGAUCAGUUAUUGGCUUUAUUUGAGUAUAGCACUCAGUAUGCAUUUGACAACCAAAAUAUGGUUAAUGGGAUUCAGAGAUUCAAAAAAGAAUGCUUAAGUUAUUAACUGUUCUGAACUGGAUAUACUGUGCAAAAGUAAAGGAGCCUUCCUCUGGGAUCUGGUUCUGUGACAUUGCAAUGCAUGCAAAAAAUAAUAAUAAAUCAGUUUAAUAAAGUGAUCAGAAAGACACCACUGGAGUUCAACUUGUGACAAGACCAAUGAACAUCAGAAAAGCUAAACACUUGUAAAAGAAUGCAAAUUACAUAGUUUUUUUGACAUAUAACUGUUUUUCAUAUGUAAUAUUUUAAUUUUGUAGCUUGACAUUUCAGAUAAUCUCUGUCUUUCCAUUUGCCCUAUUCUCCCUUUUCCUUCUCUUUUAUAUAAAAGAAAAUAAAUAAAGCUGCUGUGACACACAAAAAAUAAUAAAGAAAAAUUAAUUUAAUAAUUUAAUAUAUAUAUAUACACACAGAUAUAUUUAUCAUGGUAUGUUUGAUGGGACGGCUGGAACAGAAGUUCUGUUAUGGUCUUAAUGCAGAAUGAGAAUGUUCUUGAAGAACAGAGUAAAAAGAAACAGACAACAAAAGCAAACCUUAAAAUGUGAGGGGAGCGUGUGUUUUAGCUUUGUCACAGUUACCUGUGUCAAAAAAAAAAAAAAAGAAAUUUUGUUUACAUAUUUUACUACUAUUUUUUUGCUAGUAUAAUUUCUAUAUGGAUACCCUAAUGGUGUAUAUACUGUUUUAUGGUUAAAUUGGGAAUGUCUUAUGUUUUAUUUAACUUAUUUAAUUUGGUUGUUUGGUUUCUACAUUUUCCCAGUUAUUGUGAAAAGGAUUAUCUUACUGUACAGAACAAUAGUGAGGUGGCAUGAUGGCCAUGCCUAUCAUGUGCAAAAAAGUAGAUGAGGGAGAGAGAGACAGUGGGAAACAACAGAAACCAAGAUGGGUUGAGAGCCCUGGGAUAUCAGAAAUGAAAACUUUUGCUGUAUGCGGAUGAAAACUAAUCAGCUGUUUAGGUUUAGAAAUCUACUCUUGCUGGUGUUUAUAAGUCGCAUGAAUAUUUGACUUUGAAGAAGUUUCAUCAGAUAUAACACACGCACAUGGGAACUUAAAUUCAGAAAAACAGUCUUCUCAAACACUUAGAGAAGGCACUUUCAUGUUAACAAAUAUUUUCAGUGCGUGUAUGUGUGCGUGUGUGUGGUGCGUGUGUGCGUGUGUGAGGUUGAGCUUUUUCUUUUUUAUUUUUUAUACUAAAAAGAAAAAAAGACAGGUUUUAAAAAGGUAUGAAAGCACGAUUUUAGAUGACUUAACUGGCCGAAACUAUAUAAAAGUUGAUUAUAUCUUGGUGUCUGUAAAAGAUUGCUGUUCUUGGAGUCUUGGAGUCUUGUGAAAUGAUUUCCUGCUUUCUUUCUUCCUUUCCUUUUUGCUUUCCUUUUUUAAGUUAAAGGAAAAAUAUUUACACUUUCCUUUUUUGUGUAAGUUUCUAUUGGACAGUUUUUGGGAACAUGUGCAUUUCUGUAUGUGGGCUACUACCAUAUCCCUGUUGCUUUAUGGACAACCUGGAGAAUUUUUAUUUGAGUUAUCGUGAUGUUAUUGCUUUUUUUCCCUUUCUUUUUCUUCUUCUUUUUGAUUCUUUUUCUUUUCUUAGUUGCAGUUUGUUUAAAGAUAUGCUUAGCAAUAAAAUGUUCUUCCCAAA
Molecule: messenger RNA, 8326 nt
Organism: Camarhynchus parvulus
Lineage: Eukaryota; Metazoa; Chordata; Aves; Passeriformes; Thraupidae
Gene: NRXN3
Product: neurexin 3
Exons: 22
Coding region: 640-5676 (1678 amino acids)
Source: RefSeq, a predicted model, not a curated record